GUUUGUUAGCUUUCUUAUAAAGCAGAUGUAUUGUAAAUUUUACCAAUAAUAAUUUCAUCAAAAAAGGACAUUUAAUUAAAUCUAUUUGAAUAUCAUAUUCUCAAAAUAAAGAAUCGAUUCAAACGUUUUAUAUGAAAAAGAAUCAUCAAAAAGCAAAGGAAAUGCUUUAAAAUCGCCUUUAAAAUUUUCUUCUUUAUAAAGGCAGUAAUUUUUUUCUCAAUUUGUUGGCUGAACAUAUUCUCAAACAGAAAAGAUGCCUCGAAUUGAUCCCCAACAAUUGUUAGCAUGUUUAACUCCAUUGUUAGCUGUAAAUGGAGGAAUUAAAAGUUCCGGAGAAGUCAUUCGACUUGCAAACCUUAUGGAAAAAUAUUCCAAAAAAUUAGUAUCAAAAUGUAUUUACAUACAAAUCCUAAAAUGUACAGAAACAGAUUUAUUGGGACAGUUUAUGGCAGCUGGUGGAUGGAAUUUAGUUCACACAUGGUUAAAUGAUGGAGUAAACUCAUCCAAUUGGGCAUUUGUACAGGAGAUCCUUGAAAUGCUGUUGCUUUGCCCUGUCGAUGGAAAUCGUUUGAAAUCUAAUCAUACACCAAAAAUUGUUAAAAAUCUUUCAUUAAACUUAUCGCAAAAUGCCAUGAUUACAGCACUGUCUAAAAAAUUAGUAGAGCAGUGGUUAAAAAUAGCUCAUCAAGAGAAACAAAUUUUACAACAGCAAAACGGUUCAAAUGGCACUGUUGUAUUUAAUAAUAUAAAUUCCGAUGACAAAAGUUUAUUAGAUAAUGACUCAGCAAUGAUUAAAUCUGAAUCAGAUAUUAAAAUAUCGCCAUCUACUGAAAAUAAUAUAAAUAAUAAUAAUACUAGUAAUAAUAAUCAUAACAAUUCAAUUAGUAAUGGAACUGUAGAUGAAGAUUCUCCCAAGAAAUCAAGUGAGAAUGUCAAGUACAAAAUUAGCAAUAAGGAAAGUGGCUUGAUACUUUCAAUUAAACGUAGUACAAGUCCAAUUAAUGAACAAGAUACAAAAAUUUUAAAAUCUCCUGAUUCCAAGCCUAAAUCUGAGCAUAAAUCUAAAUCAUCCUCAUCAUCAUCUUCAUCUGAUAAGGAUAAAACUAAAAAAUCAAGUAGUUCUAGUUCAUCACACAAAUCUAGUUCAUCUUCAAAGACAUCACAUAGAGAUAAGGAUCGUUCAUCCUCAUCACAUAGAAGUAGUAGUAGUUCAUCAAGUAAGGAUAGACACAAGGAUUCUAGUAAAUCGAGCAGUUCAAGCAAACAUUCAUCGUCGUCGUCAUCAAGCAGUCGCGACAAGGAUAAAGAUCGUGAAAAGCGAAAGAAGGAACAAGCAGAAAAAGAACAGGCAGAAAAGGAUAAAGAAACUCUCAGCUUUCUAGCUCCACUACCAUCGAGUAAACUUCAACGCAUUCCAAAACGUCCACAUAGUGAAAGUGAGAAAUCAGAUUCAGAUCCAUCAUCUAAAAGUGCUAAAUCCAAUGAAGUGAUCGAAAAGAAAAAGCCAUCAAUUUCAAUAGAAGUGCGAAAGGGUGAUAAGCCUAAGACUGUUAAAACUCAUAAUUCUACAUUUAGGGAUCAUGGAUUGGCUGAACAACCUCCACCGCCUCCUUCCCGUAAGGGUCUUAAAAAGCCUGCUCCAGUUGCACCUGUUAUUUUACCCGUUACAACCCCCUCUAUGCAAUCCCCUAAACCUAUUUCUCCCCCACCCGCAAAAAGAAUACACCUUGAAAAAGCUUUAGAUUUCGAAGUUCCUGAACGAGUUGGAGGCGUCAAACUGAUAAAACCAAAACCCAUGUUAAUGGAAUCGACUGGUUUUUUGGAUGCACUUGAAACAUCAGCUAUGCUUCAUAAAAAAGAUUCGAAGAAGAGAAAACGUUUGUCAUCGGGAAGUAAAAAGGAAGAACCUGAGUCACCUAAAAUUGAAACAAAGCCACUCAAAUUCUAUAAAGACACUUUGGAAGAUGAGGAGAAGGAUGAAAAGAUAACAAAUGGAACAAGCUCGUCAUCACCAACAAAAGAUAUUGAAAAUACUACUAAUGGUGAUGCAAGCACAGAUGAAAAGUCUACAAAAGGAGACGAGUCAAAGUCUGAUGAAAAUUCUGAGAAAGAAAAGUCUGAUGAAGUUGUAGAAGAGAAUGAAGAUGAACCUGAGCAAAAAAGACCGCCAGGUAUUGGAUGUGGACCUGAUGGACCUCCUGGAAUUAUUUCAAUUCCAAAACGAAAGCGACCAAAACGUUCUCUUCGUUGGCGUACUGACAAUGAUCUGACUGAGGUUCGAUACUUUGAACUUGAUGAAAAUGAGCGUGUUAAUGUGACAAAGACAUUUAGUGAACAAAAGCAAGAUGAACAUACUCGUGAGCGAAUGAUGAUGCGGUCUAAAGUUGUUGAAUAUAGUGAGUGGCAUGCUUUAAAGCUGAUUGAUAAUGUGCCUGAAAUCCCCUAUGGCUCUAAGAGUCUUGAAGCAGCUGUUCAAGCUGAGCGCGAGAGAAAUACACUCCAAGAAAUGUUCUUUAAUAAUCGAUCAAUGUACGAUUCACCUCAUGAACCCGAUCCAGAAGAAUAUGAAACAUUAGAACCACAAAUAAUUCCACUUGAAGACGUCACUGGCAAUCCUGAUUCUGUAAAUAAUUUUAAAGAUGUACAAUGGCCAGCACCUAAAGGUGAUCAACCGCAAUAUAUAUCACAAGGUGGCUUUGGUGGUUUAUUCAACAACAUUAAUCUUGCAUCGAGUAUUAAUAUUCCGCCAGCUGCAACAAAUGCAACUACUAAUCCACUUGCUGGCCUUAAUUUUACUGGAUUACUGCCAGCAAUUCCACAAGAUACUGCUGCAAUCAAUUUAAUGGGUAUUGGUAUAGUUCAACCUACACUUCCACCUCCGUUCAUGCAACCACCACCCAUGAUUCAAAAUAAUUAUCAAAGCAAUAUCCCUUAUCAGAAUCGUGGAUCAAGCAGCGGCAAUAGUAGUAAUUUUAAUAAUAGAGAAAACUUCAACAAUAAUAGUAAUAACAAUAGAAAUCGAAUGGGUAGCAAUAGUAAUAGUGGUGGCGGAUCUAAUUGGGUAAGAGGAAAUGCAACAUUACGUCGUGGCAUGUGUCAUCAAUACCAACGAACAGGAUUUUGUCGAAAUCAAAAAACGGGAUGCCCUUAUGUUCACGAAAGAUAAGAUUAGGUAUCUGAUUAAAAAAUCAAAAAUAAAACAGUUGAAAAAAACCUGAAUCAUUUUUUAUAUAGAAAAAGAAAUUUUAUUUCUAUUGUACUCUGAGUUGUUACUAGGGAAUCUGAGAGAAGAUUUUUGUGGACGAGAAACAAAAUGUGUGGGUUGAUGAAAAUUUUUAUGCAUCAAUCACUUUGAAUUGCGAAUUUAUAUAAGUUUGAGAACUGUUUUGAUAAAAUAGAUUUGAAUACUAAGCUUAGAUCAUUAUAAAUACUAAAAAUGGCCAUUAAUCAGAAUGAAUAACUAAGUUAUACACAAUGCUACUUUUAUAGCUUCUCACAAUCUAGUUAACAACUCUGAAUGCACUUUUCCCUUCGUUAAUUUAAGUAGAGCAA
Molecule: messenger RNA, 3552 nt
Organism: Chironomus riparius
Lineage: Eukaryota; Metazoa; Arthropoda; Insecta; Diptera; Chironomidae
Source: the annotation of a GenBank genome assembly